UGCAUUAUGGGAAGGUCUCUCAGGCAUGGCUGACAAACCACUCGAACGUGUAUAACAAAAUCGUUACUCAAACAGUGAAGAUUUCGAGUUUCUUUACACCAACAACGAUUUAUUACAAUAAGAAAAAGAAGAUACAGCCAUGCCGCAAAACGAAUAUGUUGAACAGUCUCGGAAACGCCGUGGAUACAGACUCGAUCACUUCGAGAAGAAGCGUAAAAAAGAAAGUCGUGAGCCACAUACUCAUGCAAAGUAUGCCCACAAACUCCAUGGCCUCAAGGCCAAGAUGUAUAAUGAAAAGCGCCGCCUUGAAAAAAUACAGAUGAAAAAGACACUAAGAAUGCAUGAAGAACGCCAGACAAAGACAAAAGACAGCCAAAAUGUACCAGAAGGUGCAGUUCCUGCAUAUCUGUUGGACAGAGAAGGGCAAUCACGAGCAAAGGUGCUCAGUAAUAUGAUCAAACAAAAGAGAAAGGAGAAAGCGGGAAAAUGGGAUGUACCACUUCCUAAAGUAAAAGCUGUUGGGGAAGAUGAAGUUUUCAAAAUUGUCAAAACAGGGAAGUCCAAAAAAAAAGCAUGGAAGAGGAUGGUAACCAAGGUCUGUUAUGUUGGGGAAGGGUUUACAAGGAAACCCCCAAAGUAUGAGAGGUUUAUCAGACCAAUGGGUUUAAGAUUCAAGAAGGCUCAUGUCACGCACCCUGAGUUAAAAGCAACAUUUUGUCUUCCUAUUAUUGGAGUGAAAAAGAAUCCCCAGUCACCAAUGUACACACAACUAGGAGUCAUAACAAAAGGAACUGUUGUUGAGGUCAAUGUUAGUGAACUUGGCUUAGUAA
Messenger RNA from Pocillopora damicornis (cauliflower coral), 830 nucleotides. Its product is annotated as ribosome biogenesis protein NSA2 homolog. NCBI's taxonomy places the organism in Eukaryota, Metazoa, Cnidaria, Anthozoa, Scleractinia, Pocilloporidae. The record is from RefSeq and is a predicted model, not a curated record.